Messenger RNA from Odontomachus brunneus, 1808 nucleotides. RefSeq lists its product as uncharacterized. The transcript has a single exon. The record is from RefSeq and is a predicted model, not a curated record. NCBI's taxonomy places the organism in Eukaryota, Metazoa, Arthropoda, Insecta, Hymenoptera, Formicidae. Bases 811 to 1653 code for a protein of 280 amino acids.
CUCUCUCGCUCCGCUCCCUCCUCGGUCGCUCUCUCGCCGUUCGCUCUCGCUCCGCACUCUCUCUCUCACUGUUCUCUCCCUCUCGCUCCCUCGUCACUCUCUCGCUCUCCCUGCUCUCGCUCUCUCUCUCACGCACUGUCGGUUGUGUCUACAAAACAGGAUGCUAGACGUUCGUGAAAGGAUGAAUGACAGCAAUUAUCAGAAAAUAUUUCACUGACUUCAGAAGCACAUGAGGACGAGGAAGAAAAAGAUUCAUCAGGAAUCACAUGUCUAUCAUGCACAAUAUUGCAAUUAUAACUUUGAAUAUUAUUUGAAGAGCUACACACCCCGGACUACUUGAAACAGGAAUAUUUUACACAUUACAAUUCUUUGAAGAAGUAGAACACGUUGGAGUGUCUAAUAUACAGCAGGCCAAACCAAUAAUUAUCGGCAUAUAUAAAGGUUUACAAAAAUCGUAUAAUGCAAAUAGUUUUUUCGCAGCAUUAAUUAAAGAUCUGCAAACCAUUAUAUGCAAUGGAGACAUAAACUUUUCUGACAGAAAAAUUGUAAUACGGUUAAGAAGUUUCAUAGCUGAUGCCCCAGCUCGAGCUUUCAUUUUAAAUCAUCAUGGUCACAUGUCUAGUAAACCAUGCUCAAAGUGCAAAAUUUCUGGAGCACUAUGCGAAGGUCGUUAUGUCUUCAACGGGAUAAAUGAUUCUUUAAGAACGGAUGAGGAAUAUGUUAGAGUAUUAGAUGAAGAUCAUCAUAAAGAGGGUGAAAGCCCAUUAUCAUUGCUUCCCAUAGGAAUGGUUUCGCAAGUCUUUUGAAUAUAUGCAUUUAGUGUGUUUAGGUGUCGUCAAAAAGCUAUUAUCGGCAUGGAUUUCCGGAAAAUUUUCACGAGCAGCUAAACUAUCGGGAAGAUCCAUUAAUGUAAUAUGUCAUAAAUUAGAAAUUCUUCGACAAUAUUGUCCUUCUGACUUUGCUAGACGUUCCAGAUCCAUCAGUGUUUAUUCGAAAUAUAAAGCAACGGAAUUGAGACAAUUUCUGCUUUAUACAGAUCCAAUUAUUAUGUAUGGUUUGUUAGGUGAACAAUUUUACAAGCAUUUCUUAUUAUUACACUGUGCAAUAAGAGUUCUAGUUUCAAAGUCCUCAUCCAGACAACUUCUCCAUUUCGCAGAACUUGCAUUACAAAAAUUUGUUCUUCGUUCAGACAAUCUGUAUGGCACAACUUUUGCUUCUUAUAACGUACAUGGUCUUCUUACGAAUGAUGUCCGACGGUUAGGAAGUUUAGAUUCUUAUUCUGCUUUUCCGUAUGAAAGCAACAUGUCUAUUUUUAGGAAAUAUUGUAGAAAACCAGGCCUACCAUUGCAACAAUUUUUCAAUAGAAUAAGGGAGAUACAAAUUCAUGGGACAUCUUAUAAUCAGGAAGAAGAUUCAUCUAUUCGCGUAUCCAUGCCGCUCAAUAAUGGUGCUGUUUUUCCUCAGUAUCGUAAAACACAAUUUAAAAAAAUACUUUUGAGUGUAAAUGUACGCGACAAUUGCUGCAUGUUAGAGAAUGGAUCAAUAUGUAUUGUCAGUAAUAUUUUUGUACGUAAUUCCUCCUAUUAUUUAGAAGUUAGGAAAUUUUUAAAAGUUGACAAUUUUUACGAUAUAGGCGUCAUCCUCAUCUGUUGAAAUUUUUAAAUGUAGUAACUUAUGCAGUGAUCUUAUGAACAUCAAUGUGAACGAGAUUAAAUGUAAAUGUUAUAGAAUGCCCUUUUGGCCUCAUAUUAUUACGGAUGAUUGCGAGAGCGAUGAAAAUGAGAAUCCUCUCAAUUUAGAAGACAAUA